Messenger RNA from Drosophila miranda, 1400 nucleotides. RefSeq names its product loricrin-like. The record is from RefSeq and is a predicted model, not a curated record. Lineage: Eukaryota; Metazoa; Arthropoda; Insecta; Diptera; Drosophilidae. The transcript has 2 exons. Bases 82 to 1182 code for a protein of 366 amino acids.
UCAUUUCCAGCCACAUAGUUCGUAGCCCAGCAGCCGGUGAGCUACAAUCCAAAUCCUUGGCAACUUUCGACAUCAGGAGAAAUGGCAGCUUGUUUCAUUUUGAGCGUGCUCUUGCUGGCCAGUCCGGCGGUAUGGGGCAAGCCCUCAUUUGGACGGGAGCACGUCCACAUUCGCAUCCACCUGCCCGAGAGCAGGGGAGAUCAUGGUGGAGAUCAUCACGGAGGCGGUGGUGGCGGCGGAGGCUAUGAGAUUCACUCCCAUGAUAGUGGGCAUGGAGGCGGUGGUGGCGGCGGAGGCUAUGAGAUUCACUCCCAUGACGGUGGGCAUGGAGGUGGUGGCGGCGGCGGCGGAUAUGAGAUUCACUCCCAUGACGAUGGACAUGACGAUGGACAUGGCGGUGGAGGAGGCCAAGUCAGUACCUAUGCCAUUAUUACCGAGAACCACGGCGGAUCUGGUGGCUACAACUCUGGCGGACACGGAUCCGGAGGAUACAGCUCUGGCGGACACGGCUCCGGAGGAUAUAGUUCCGGAGGCUACAGCUCUGGCGGACACGGCUCCGGAGGAUACAGCGCUGGGGGACAUGGCUCUGGCCACGAUGAUGCUCAGAUUGCCGCCAUCGCAGCUGCCGCUGGCUCUUCCUCUCACGGUUCGUCGGGUGCUGGAGGAUACAGCUCUGGCGGACACAGUUCCGGAGGCUACAGUUCCGGUGGCUACAGCUCCGGACACGAUUCUGGUCAUGCUAUAGCUAAUAUUGCGGCCAUUGCAGCUAGCGCUGAUACCUCCUCCCACGGCUCUUCGGGUGCUGGCGGAUACAGCAGCGGAGGCUACAGCUCGGGAGGCUAUAGCUCGGGGGGAGGCUACAGCUCUGGUGGACACGAUGAUGCCCAUAUUGCAGCCAUUGCAGCUAGCGCGGGCUCUGGCGCUGGAGGAUACAACAGCGGAGACUACAGCUCAGGGGGCUACAGCUCAGGGGGCUACAGUUCCGGCGGACACGGCUCUGGGGGCUACAGUUCCGGCGGAGGAAGCAGCUACGAUAGCCAGGUGGUGACUGCUGCUGUCGUUUCCAGCGGAGGAUAUAGCGGUGGCUCUCAUGGCGGUGCAUCCUCCGGGGGUGGGGACGGUUACAAUUACUCGCCCCCCGCCGUCGGUGGCUGGUCGGGAUCUGCCUCCAACUGGUCGUAGGGGCCGUUUCCUGCAUUGGCCAUCCGGACAUCUAGUCUAUUGCUCAUUCCCACAAGUUCACCCGAUUCCAUUGGACUUUUAACUUAUAAUACUCGUAUGGCUCGUUCGCUCAUCCACAUUCCACAUGUCACAUCUGAAGGAGUAACUACUCCCUCCUCCACUGCAGCUCACCAACGGUGCCGAUGUACAAAAUAAACCAUGUUAGUGUAAUAAUUUAA